CCUGAAUUCCUGAUGACUCCUCGAGCGCCGCUGUUGUAUAAAUGCUUUCCAACUGCAAAGUAGGCAAUCAGAAGGAGCAUAUAAAAAAUGCGAGCUGCUGCCGAUCAUAAUAUCAUGGACAGGAAGAAGCCAAAAGUAAUCUAUUCAGUGUACUCGGUGCUCAUUGACCAAACUCCAAAUGAAUCAAUGUCGCCUCCCCUGCUUCAGGUUUAUCUUCGCAGCCACGAGUGGCAUGGGCACACGACAAUGCUGCGCUCUCACUCGCUGGUACGGAGUAGGCUGCGGUAGCUCACAGGGCCAGCGGCCACCCCACCAUUUCAAUGGUCAGUGGACAAAUAAAUAUUCCAGGCUCUUCUUGUCUGCUCCUGCUCGUCCGUCGUCCCUCACUGAUUCGAUCACUAGCCACCGCUCCAAGAAUCCACUAGUCCUUAUCUUUUAAAUCCAUCGACUUUUAAAGAACCCAUUCCACGCAAGAAUCCGAUCUUGUAACUACAGACCACCCACCACCGAUUGGGAACAUGGAAGCAAUAGUACUGGUGCAGUUAGUGGCUGCGGCGGCGCUUAUAUCUUCUUUGAUCGGCGGCGCCGCCGGCGAGGCCGUGGCGCAGGAGCUGCGGCAAGGCCUCUCCGUCGCCCACGACCAGUCCUACUCGCAGUUCCAGCCGGUGCUCGCUGACCCCACCGGCGUCUUCGCGCUCGGCUUCCUCCGCGUCAACUCCACCAUGCUGGACCUCGCCGUCGUCCACCUCCCGUCUGCCUUCCCGCUCUGGCGCGCGAUCCCCGACCGCCCCGCUCCAUGGUCUACAGCCGCCUCCCUCUCCUUCGACGGCGGCCUCUUCCUCACCGACCGCGCGGCCGACAAGGUGCUCUGGUCCACCGCUGCCACCUCUGCCUCGGCCGGCGACCGCGCCGUCCUCCUCAACACGUCCAACCUCCAAAUCCAGAGCACUGGUGGCAGCAGUUCGCCCGACGUGGUGUGGCAGAGCUUCGACUACCCAUCGGAGACCAUCGUCCAGAGCCAGAACUUCACCUCCGCGGCGACACUCCACAGCUUCGACCGGCGCUUCGCCAUGCGGCUGGGGAGCAACUACUUCGGCCUGUACAUCGAGCCCCCGCCGUCUUCGGGCGGCGUCGCUGCGGCCAUGUACUUCAAGCACACGGCGAUGGAGGCCAAGGCCCAGAUCGUGGCCGGCGGCGGCCCGACCUACGCGCGCGUGGAGCCUGACGGCUUCCUCGCCAUGUACCAGAGGGAGGGGCCGCCCGCCGACGUGCUCUCCUUCGACACCUUCAACCGCGGCGUCCGCGCCCUCCGCCGCAUGACUCUGGAGCCCAACGGCAACCUCCGUGCCUACUACUGGAACGGCGCCCGGUGGGCCCUUGACUACACUGCCAUCAACGACAACGACCGAUGCGAGCUGCCCACCACCUGCGGCGCCUACAGCGUCUGCGCGGAGCCCAGCGGCAGCUGCGAGUGCCUGGCCAACGCGACCGAUGGCUCGGGCUGCGCCGCGGCCGUGCCCGCCUCCGUCGCGAGCAGCCUUUGCGGCACCACGGGCGGGGAAGUCGGCGGGCUGUACUGGGCGGUGCGGCGGCAGGGCGUGGAGCCGGUGAACAAGGAGCUGCUGCGGUCCGAGCAGGCGGCGUCCGCGACGGACUGCGAGGCGCGGUGCGAGCGCAACUGCAGCUGCUGGGGCGCGGUGUACAGCAACGGGACCGGGGUCUGCUACGUCAUGGACUACCCGGCACAGCUUCUGGUGGCUGGUGACGACAGGAAGAUGGGCUACUUCAAGAUCAGGAGCCUGGAGGAGGAAGGGACGCGAGGGCACGGCGGUGGGCGCGCGAGCGGGGUCAAGGCGGCCCUCCUUGUUGUCGGUGUCGCGGUGGUGGUCGCUGCUGCUGCAUUCGGGGCGUACAGGGUGUGGGACAGGAGACGGCGGAGCGCCGUGGACGCGAGGCGGCAGAUUGGUGCCGCUGAUGAUGGGCUCUCGCCGGGGCCGUACAAGAACCUUGGGUCCUUCAGCUCCGUCGAGCUCACCAACUCCUUCCGAAGGUAACCAAGAGCUUGGGUUUGGAUUCAAGGAAAGGACCACCAAAGCUUAUCUUCUAAAAUGGAGCUCAAUUUUGUACAAUCACUUGUCUGAUCUAACGUACAAGCAGACUAUACUAUUUAAUAUUAGAUCCAACGAUAGUUUUUGUAUUUUUAUCCUCCCAUAUCAUCCUCCAUCUCCUUCUGUUUUCUUCUCCAUUCGGCAUUUAUUUUCUCCAUACGAGGGUCAUGAGAAGGUACAAUCGAGAAAAAAAACGUCUGUGGCAAAAGGAUAC
Zea mays is the source of this 2322-nucleotide messenger RNA. Its product is annotated as PAN domain-containing protein. The coding region runs from base 519 to 2054 and encodes 511 amino acids. Gene Ontology annotation, biological process: recognition of pollen. The transcript has a single exon. The record is from RefSeq and is a predicted model, not a curated record. NCBI's taxonomy places the organism in Eukaryota, Viridiplantae, Streptophyta, Magnoliopsida, Poales, Poaceae.